Molecule: messenger RNA, 813 nt
Organism: Thelazia callipaeda (thelaziosis nematode)
Lineage: Eukaryota; Metazoa; Nematoda; Chromadorea; Rhabditida; Thelaziidae
Source: the annotation of a GenBank genome assembly
AUGCUUCCUGAUGAUAACAUUAUCUUGUCAACUGAUCAUUUUCCUUCCUUUUGGUAUAUCAGGUUUUUUUUAGGCUUAAUACUUGCUUUCACAGCAUCACAUGCCUCAGCUGAUGCAUUUAAUUGCUUAUGGUUUGAUAACUUUAAUUUAAUUCACCACUAUUCAUCGAAUUUGACAGCACCUAAUUACAAUGUGUCUGAGGUACAAGGAUUUUCGAACACUUCCACAAAUGUAUAUGAUACUGACACUGCUCAAAUGAACGUAACUAUUAUUGGUGUGCGUGACCUUGCAGAAAAUAAGCUAAUUUUGAAAGAACUUGACCAACAGUUAGAAAUAGUUGAAAUGGUGCAGCAACAAUUGGAAUGCUGUGGUAUUGAAGGAUCAUACGAAUGGUUGGGACUGUAUUCUGGGGAAUUUAUGCAUGAAAAGAUGACAAAGUUUGAUCUCUGGUGGUCAAAUAGCUCGUUACCACGACGAUUUCCGCAUUCUUGUUGUCCUCAGACAAACUUUUUAUGCUCGGUUUACUUAUCUAAAAAUAAAACAAAACGGGCAUAUUAUACAGAAGAAGUAGUCGGUUGUCGCAAAAAAAUCGUUCAUGAAGUUUCGAAAGGUAUACGAAUUAUGUCGUCAUUUUUGAAUGGAGCCAUAAUUUUACAAUUAAUUUUAACACCACCGAUUUACAUUUUGGUAGAAAAAAGGCGGCAAUUAGAACGACUAGAAUACAUUGAACGAUGGGAACGACAUAUUGAGAUUGCUCAGGAACAGGAGAUUAAACGAACUGAUACGCAGAAUAGUCUUUCAGAGGAUAAAUAG